GCGGAGCUUGGGAGGCGCCGGCUGUUGUUGGGGUCAUUCGCUCCAUCCUCGCCAAGGCGUUGUGGGAGUGAUUUCUUCAGCGUUCAAAGGGCUUCAGUCACACUGAUCCAGUAUUCCUUACAACAACCUUUCAAGGCGUUGAUUCUACACACACACACCCCAACACACACACCCCUGAGGUGCAAUGACCCGGGACGUGGGUCUAGACGAUGAGCUUCCGGACUGGGCUGGCGCCAAGGAGUUCUACCAGAAAUACGACCCCAAGGAUGUGAUUGGCAGGGGCGUGAGCAGUGUGGUCAGGCGGUGCAUCCACAAGCAGACGGGCCAGGAGUACGCGGUCAAGAUUAUUGAGGUCACCCCAGAGCGCAUGACCCUGCAACAGCUGGAGGAAGUGCGCUCGUCGACGGGCAAAGAGAUUGCGAUCCUGCGCCAGGUCUCUGGCCACCCCUUCAUCAUCACUCUUAUAGAUUCCUACGAGACGUCCACCUUCAUGUUCCUGGUAUUUGACUUGAUGAGACGCGGAGAGCUUUUUGACUACCUUACAGAGAAGGUCACGCUCAGCGAGAAGGAGACUAGGUGCAUCAUGCGAGCCCUGCUGGAGGCGGUGAGCUACCUGCACGCCAACCGCAUCAUCCACCGAGACCUCAAGCCCGAGAACAUCCUCAUGAACGACAACCUCAACAUCAAACUCUCCGAUUUCGGCUUCUCCUGCCACUUGGAGCCGGGGCAGAAACUGCGAGAGCUGUGCGGAACCCCAGGCUACCUGGCCCCGGAGAUCCUGAAAUGCUCCAUGGACGAGACUCACCCUGGUUACGGCAAAGAGGUGGACCUCUGGGCCUGCGGCGUCAUCUUCUUCACUCUCUUGGCCGGCUCCCCCCCUUUCUGGCACCGCAAGCAGAUGCUGAUGCUUCGGAUGAUCAUGGAAGGCCGCUACCAGUUUGGCUCCCCCGAGUGGGACGACCGAUCUGACACAGUCAAGGAUCUGAUCUCGCGGCUGCUGCAGGUGGAUCCAGCGGAACGGUUGACGGCUGAGCAGGCCCUGCAGCACUCCUUCUUCCAGCGCUACGGGAAGGAGUGCCGGCACUUCAGCCCCUACCACAAAUUCAGGGUGAUCGCCUGGACGGUGCGGGCCUCCAUCCGCAUCUUCUCCAACUACCGGCGGGUGCGGCCGGUCACCAAGGAGCUGCUGCUGUGCGACCCCUACGCGCUCAAGGGGGUGCGCAAGCUGAUCGACGCCUGCGCCUUCCGCAUCUACGGGCACUGGGUCAAGAAGGGGGAGCAGCAGAACCGGGCCGCCCUCUUCGAAAACGUCCCGAAGGCCAUCCAGAUAGUCCUGCUCAGCGCAGAAGGGGAGGAGGGGCCCUCCGCGGAAGACGCUGCCAACUAGAGCGGCGCUGGGGUUCCCCGGGUCCCGGUUGCCGUAACGACGGGUGGCAGGAGCCGCGCUGAGAACUGAACUCUUCUCGGGAGAAUGGCAAGCCGUAGAGCCUCCCCGGGGGAGGGACGCUUGCCCUUGCAUGGCAAAGGGUCCAGUUUUCCGGGGAAUAGGGACAUUGGGAUCCUGAGUCCGUGGCUGAUGGGAGCAAGGGUCCUGUGAUAUUCCUGGGGAAAGCAAGGGACCCUCGAUCUGCAUGGGGCCCGUGCACAGAGCUCAAAUAUGGCUUGAUACAGAAGGAUUAGGGGAAAUUGCGGGGAGGGGGGGCUCUUUUAUAUUUCCGUGCUGCAGGAAUCGGGGCCUUUUGUACAUUCCUUCCCACAGUGAGGAGGCCCCCUGCCUCUCCUUGCUCCGCUGUCCUCGCUGCUGAGGGAACAGUCACCAUGUAUGGGUCAGUAUUUGGGGGUGAGAUUGGAUCUGGCUAUUCCGCACCGCCUGCUCCCCAUUCAUGGGCGUUGGGUUUGGCCCUCCUCUGUAGAAUCGUGUAUCUUUGGGUGUGUUGUGUGUGGUUGUGCGGUCUUGCCCACCUCCGUGAUGUCAGAAUAAAAGCGGAACGAGGACCAAAACUGACCUCUCUGGCUUGGGCGUCUUUCACCUCCCAAGGUAGGACUGUAUCAUUUCUGUUGUGGGAGGACACUGCCAGAAGGGACAAGAGGAGGGAGGGAUAAAUGUCUGUCACCAUCUCCAUCCCAAACUCCCAGGAGGGCACAAAUACUGCAGAAAGGAAGCCACUCGCCAGCUAUGGCGGCUUCUGGACCAGGAUAGCUGGGCCACAGUGGUAUAGGGAACCUCAAGGCUGGGUUACUGCAAU
This is a messenger RNA of Elgaria multicarinata webbii, 2246 nucleotides long. RefSeq names its product phosphorylase kinase catalytic subunit gamma 2 (gene PHKG2). The record is from RefSeq and is a predicted model, not a curated record. NCBI's taxonomy places the organism in Eukaryota, Metazoa, Chordata, Lepidosauria, Squamata, Anguidae. Gene Ontology annotation, biological process: glycogen biosynthetic process; protein phosphorylation. The coding region runs from base 185 to 1387 and encodes 400 amino acids. The transcript is spliced from 11 exons. Gene Ontology annotation, cellular component: phosphorylase kinase complex. Gene Ontology annotation, molecular function: calmodulin binding; phosphorylase kinase activity; ATP binding.